CUCAUAUCGUCUACCGUGCGGAUCGACACAACUGUACACACGUACACACCUAACCUGAGCAACUCGGGACUUGCACAACCGUCAACGACCUCACCUGGUCUCCUCUUCGAUCCAGUCCAGCUCAAGCCGACCUCGACCCUGGCAUCGUCUUGAACUCUCGACCACCAGCGAUGUCCAGGACAACAUCGUCCGAAGACAGAUAUAAAGACAGAGACUCGGCAGGCUCUGCAGCGUCCGGGCUGGGAAUCGCCAACAUUGACCUGCCUUCCAAAUCGUCCCACUCGGGGAGCAGCCAUCACAAUCACAACAUCUCUACCAAUAUGAACUCGACCUCCAACAACAAUGUAGGGGCAGGUCCAGGUCCGAAUCGAUCGGAAACCCCUUCUACCUCUUCCUUGUCCUUCAGCGACUAUCGACCCGCCAACGGGAACCCUAGCCCUCGAACCCGGCUGAGACGUCCAAAGAGCACCAACGAGCUGGGCAACUCGUUCGGAUCCCGGGCGAGCCAGAAGAGCAGGCUCGGACAAGCCGGUGGAAGCUACCAGCCUCUGACGGAGGACGUUGACGACUUCGCACACCAUCAAGCAGGACCGAGAGCGGGGCCUUCGGGAUCGAUGCGACCCGACUUCAACAGGCUUCGAUCCGACUACCCGCCCUUGUCUAGAUUUUCACCCCCUACCCCCUCAGUCGAGGCUGGAAACAACCCGAACAGACAAUUGGGUUAUGUCAACCCCAACCCGGGUGGAGGGAGGUACCAGUUGACAGCCGGGUUGCCUUGGAAAGCUGGGCCCGUACAUACGCCCAACCCGAACCAAGGUUCACGUCAAGGGGACCACGCCGGACCGUCUUCGUCGUCGGCGUAUCAGCAAUCCGGAGGAUAUGGCAAUAACAGCCACAGCACCAACGAGUAUCCUCGCCGACCGCUCGGACCUGGGAUCGCCGCUGCUUCUACUGGAGGGAACAACACCCCCUAUAUUCCCGUCAUGGAGCCAUCCUUCUCGACCGUCACUUACGGUUCCGCCGUCUUCCCACCCCGUGCCGAAGGCCCUCGAAAACGAGCUCUGAGCGAGGGAGAAUGUCAGCUCGUCCGCCAGGGUACCCUCUUGACCCCCCACGCAGGUUCCAAACGGGCCAGUGCGGAAUUGGGCGUGAUGCUUGGCAAUUCGAAUCAGAAGGCCAACAAGCGGAAGUUGUUACCCCAGGGAGAGCUGCCGAUCGAGGAAAAGCUGGCCAAAUUGGAUCAGGUCGGGUUGGAGGCGAGACGCGGAAGGAGGGCGAGGGUCGAGGUGGACGUCGUACUCGAGAGCGAGACGUUUGUCGAAGGAGGCGAAUUGAGGGGGAGGUUGGAGGUCCGCAUCAGAAGAGGCAAAAAGGGAGAGAACCUGUGGAUCGGGGGAGGAAAGGUCAGGGUGUGUGGGUAUGAAGAACACGCACAUACGGCCACCCGACACAUCUUUUACCAUUAUCCUCACCAGCUACCUAUUUUCGCGCCCGGAAACGACGAGUAUCAUCCGAUCUUCGCUUCCCCACCUAAUGAAGAUGGCUAUAGAUUGGCAAGGGAGGGUGUGCAUAUUAUCCCGUUCUCAGUCAGGUUGCCCUUGGGCGGAGGUGCCAAGGGUGGGUGGUCCGGCAGUGUGCACUCUGGAGUCCGAUACGUUGUCGUCGGUUCCAUCAAGCUGCACACGCCCGAGACCAAAAAGAGGGCCAUCGCGCACUUUUACCGACCAUGCACCAUCUACCCCUAUAUUGAGCCUGGAUUCGUCUUUAACAGCAGCGCGGGAGCAGCUGAAGUACACACGGAACAAGGCCUGGGAUGGUCCUUGUCCGGCGACAAGGGGCAAGUUCAGGUCAGCAUCAAGCUGCCUCGACCGAAUUGGAUCGCCGGACAGCAAGUCUGGUUGGAUAUUACCGUCAACAACAAGAGCGCCAGGAAAAUCAAGACCAUGACGCUCGCUUUGUUGAGGACGGUUACCUUGUUCAGUCCGCCGGCCACGAACAGCAAGCAGACGGUCCUGUCCCCGGAUCUUGCCAAGUAUUCCGGAAAGAGCAACAGGAAGAAGCUUUUCGAGCACACGACCGAGGCGAGCGCGGGUCCUGGUUCGGGAUACGUCGGCUCGACCGGAUGGUGGACUGGUGUACAGCCUGGUGAACGGGUCAGAUGGCAAUCGAGUCUUACUCUUCCGGCUGAAUGUCUGACGAUCGUCCGAUCGCGCCUCAUCGAUGUUUCAUACGCCAUUCGACUGACGCUUAACGGUUCGGUGCAUCUCGAUGUCCCAGUGUCCAUCCUCAACUACCAAUCGAUCGAUCCUCCUCCCACGUGCGCCUUUUCUGCCGGCCUACCUCGGUCCUACGAGUUACCGGUCGAGCAGGACGGCUUUGCCGAAUCGGAACCGUAUCCGAUGUCCAUGCCAAUGCCCACUCCAGUCAACAACCGUAGACUGAUCAACUCUGGGCCGGCAGCUUACCCUCAGGACGAAUACGCCGAUCUCGGAUUGAACCAUCCUCCACGACCUCCUCACUUUCCGCUCGGACCCCCCUUGAAGAUGCCAGAGACAAUAGCGGAGCGACGCCGACCGCUAUCAAUGGAAAGUGGGAUGCACUCUCAAAACACCAAAGUCUCGUUUGUACCCACAUUGCCCCCCCUUCCCGGCCAGAUGGGCAGCUUGAGGUCCCGACCCAACUCGAUGUAUUCGAUGGGGCGAGCACAGUCGACGCCCGUCUUGCGUCCGGGUGCUAGCAGGAGGGAUACUACUUUAUCAUAUCUCUCUGCGGUCGCAUCUCUGGAUGAAGGGGAUUUGCAUCAGGUCGAAGCACGUCGCCGUGCUGGACGGCAAGCGAGCCUGGCGGCCAUUAUGUACGGGCGUGAUAACGACGAUCAAGAGGUCAUGGUGGACGAGGAAGAGGUCAAUGUGACCCCUUCGACCGGCACGUUUGCCCCUCAGACAGCAACGCAAUCUGUGGAGGGAUCUCCGGAUGACCGAGAGUUGUCUGAAGCGCAAGAAGAUCUCGACUUUGUCAAGGCGACAUCGACGCCCCAAGCAGACACUCGUUACGGCUUUCCCUCGCCCGCCCAGGUGUCGGCAGACCCUUCGUCGCGAGAUUCCGAGUCGCGGUACUUGGAAGAGGAUCUCCAGGACGAGCAUGCUUACCGAAGCAGGUUCCCUACCGCACAGACCGAGAACGAUGACAAUCUGGAGAACAACGCUCCUGCACCAGCCGCGAUACUGCGUUCUCCUCUCCAUCAAGUCGCCCAAUCGGCCAUGAGUCACAGCGUAUACGAUGAUAGCGAAGAGGAAGGGGACGGGGAAGCACCGGAGCACAGCGGCCGCGAGCGCUCGACCACCUUGUCCACCGAAAGCCUGGAACAACACAACCAGUCUCAGCCCAUGUUGAUGCCGCUGUCCGAUCGCACGCGUCAAGCGCACAUCGGUGCGACUCGAUCGAUGUAUGGGUCCUUUGCGGCCUCGGCUGUCAGCGUAGCUAGCGGACAAGAAUCAGAGAUCGGUCAGGUUGUCGAAGCGAUUCGCCGGAAUCUGACCAUGAGAAAUUCGCCCACGAGAGCGGAUAGCCCUGGUGGAGAAGCCAGGAGCGUGGACACGCUACCUGAAGUAUUGCCAAACUUGAGGCGCUACCUCGACGUACCCCGGAGUAAUUCUCUUGGCGUCUUGCCAGAGACCCCUGAAGCUCUAGGUAGGAGACCGUCAGCUCCUGCAAUCGCCACUCGCAGGCCCUCAAAUUGGUCCGGUCUCUCGGCAACGGAUCGCGCACCCCAGGCGGAACCCUACGGUGGCGUCUGGCUGAACUCGCCCUACCGACAGGUGUCUAAUGGUCAGGGAACCGUUAUCGAGCGUAGCGUUUCUCCGCUCAGGCAGCAGACCGCACCCUCCUUGCAAGCUCAAAGCCCUGUUGGAUCCCUUAGACAGACGAUGUCCUACGACCAGUCACCUCGUAACGCCCGUCAAGCUAGCCAAUCGUCGGGAUACGAUGCACCUCGUCCUCCUAGCCUAGCCCCUCCUCUAGAGGCCGACGAGCCUGCCCCUGGCCUCGCUCCCUCAGUCGCAAGCGACUCUGCGUCCUCUCACUCGCACGAGGACGAAAGAGCUACUACUCCCACUCAGUCCAGACCGACGCCCUUUGCUCGCGAUUCCAGCGGCCCAUUGACACCAACGCAAGAGACGGCUCGUGAGGGUCUUGAGGUUCGCAUCUGGAGGGACUCAAACUCUUCGGCCACCACGAGCAACCCUCGGCACUCUUUGAAGAGCCCUAAACGUCUGCGGAUCCCGAGCGGUCCUCGUGAAAAGCCUAGCAUCUCUCCUAAAUCGCCUUACCGACCCAGGUACCCCUCGACCGCAGAGGAACCCAUGCCUCAAAAUCCUGAACGUUUAACAGUGACGAUCCCCGAGGUCCCUACCGCUUCGCCAGUGGAAGGUUCGCCCAACAAGUCGAUCACCGGAUCCGGUCGUUUCGCCAGGUCGCCAGUCCACAUGUCACCUCGCUCUACAUCUCGGUACCAAGACUAUGGUCCGGUUGAGCGGCUUGGCCAGUCUCCUGGAAAGUUGCAUAGCAACCCGUCUCGCCGAGCUUCUCCGAUGGAUUUGAGCGCGAAACAGCUCGAACGCCAGUCGUCUCAGAACUCGGUCCGAAGCACCAGUACGACGGCGACUCAGCUCGAGACCAUGCUCUUGGAACGAAAGGGAUCCUCUUACGUCUUUGAGCAUAGCAAAUAUAUGCAGGACUGGACCGGGUACCAUAAAGCCGCUGCUCCUUAUCGGUCGGCUGGACUGGAGGGCGACGAUGAGGACGAGACUGAAAGCUUGAGUCUACUAUAAUCUUCAGAUGUUUCGCCUGCCGUUUCAUUCACUUGUACCCGUUGUAUCUAUAUGCACGUGUUCAAAAGCUAUCAAUACACCUCGAUGCUACUAUACCUUCCCGUCCAAACCUAGUCCAUUACAAUCCUGUUCUUCCCCAACUUCCGCAAGACUCAGUAACCACCCCGACCCAUUGCCCGAUCCCAAGCCCCUCUCCAGCCAACCGAACCCAUGGGAACUCC
Messenger RNA from Filobasidium floriforme, 5050 nucleotides. RefSeq lists its product as uncharacterized. NCBI's taxonomy places the organism in Eukaryota, Fungi, Basidiomycota, Tremellomycetes, Filobasidiales, Filobasidiaceae. The coding region runs from base 171 to 4829 and encodes 1552 amino acids. The transcript has 5 exons. The record is from RefSeq and is a predicted model, not a curated record.